Molecule: messenger RNA, 6061 nt
Organism: Mus caroli (Ryukyu mouse)
Lineage: Eukaryota; Metazoa; Chordata; Mammalia; Rodentia; Muridae
Biological process (GO): negative regulation of transcription by RNA polymerase II
Cellular component (GO): nucleus
Molecular function (GO): transcription corepressor activity
Source: RefSeq, a predicted model, not a curated record
UCUUGCGUAUGGAACGGCUCCAGCCUCGCGUCUCCUUCCAGCUCCGUUUAAUAGCUACGUUUUGGACGGUCUCUCAUCUUCCCGGAGAUGCCUUAUAGUGAGGUUGAAGCUAAGUUUUUGGGGCCUGGAAAAGAACUAACAAGAGAACCAUGCCUUAAAAAAUUGAAAUCAGCUGCAGAUGAUGGUGUUUCCCCCCUUCGAGGUGGUCCUGAUAUUCACAGAAUCCAAGAAAAACCCAGAAAUAAUAGGGUCACGGUGGCCACCAUUAACUUCAGAAGACGUGUUUGUCCUCAGGAAGACAAAACCAGUACAGAUGUGUUAAAGCCAUUGCACAAGGAGAUGCCUAGUGAUAAACUGGGUAGUAGUGAAUCCAUCGGUUCCCCAGCUUUGCAGGAUGGAAAGCCUUCACCACUGGCCAGGGAUGAUGAAAUCUAUAGCACAAGUAAAGCAUUCAUUGGCCCCAUUUACAAACCUCCUGAGAAAAAGAAAUGCCGUGAAAGGAAGAGUGAGACAGAUACUUUCAGUAGUAUAGAUAGCAAAAGAAGACAAGAAAAACAGAAAUCUAACUCCAAAAAAUUGGAGAUGGACACAGAAUUAUCCCAGUUUUACAAAGAAAUUGAAGAGCUGGAAAAUGAAAACGAAGCUUCCCAAGGUAGUUGUACGGAACCAGAACCUUCCAAAGAACCAAUUAUUUCUUAUGACUGGGCCUGUAAUACUCUAAAGUCUGAGGAGGAAAACAAAGAUCUCGGUGGUGUUCUUCAGUCACAUCGUGGUUAUCAAGAGUACUUGGAGGAUGAACCAGACUAUCCCUGUGAUGAGCAGUUGAUGCCUGCAUUUUGUGAAACUUCAUUUCCUUCCUUCAGGCCUGAAUGGCAGUCCAUGCAUCCUUUUGUCAUACCCCAUGAUCCUCUUCCCAGUUUUAAUUAUUUUAAUUUUCAAAGAUUUGGUGCCCCACUACAUCCAUUACCAGAUGUUUUCCAUGGGCGAGAUGACUCUCAGAUGCAGAAUGGGUGUUACAUAGACAGUUAUCAGGAUGACUGGAGCUGCUUGACGUUUGAUCAGAACGAUGAAUAUGCAAACUAUGAUGUGACUAGCAAUAAUGUUCAUCCCUUUAGAAAUGGCUACAAUGUACAAGAUGAAAGUGUGAAUAAUGGUUUCUGUGAAAUCCGAGAGUGCUGGCAAGAUCCUUCCAUGGACAAGCAUAAUGAAACAGACAGGUUUGUGAGCCAGUGGUUUCAAGAGGAGAAAUUAAAUAAAUUGCAGAAAUUGCUUAUUCUUUUGCGAGGCCUCCCCGGUUCUGGAAAAACAACAUUGUCUCGAAUUCUGCUUGGUCAGAGUCGUGAUGGCAUCGUGUUCAGCACUGAUGACUAUUUUCAUCAUCAAGAUGGGUACAGGUACAAUGUUAAUCAACUUGGUGAUGCCCAUGACUGGAACCAGAACAGAGCAAAACAAGCUAUUGACCAAGGGAGAUCUCCAGUUAUAAUAGACAACACUAAUACACAAGCCUGGGAAAUGAAACCGUAUGUGGAAAUGGCCAUAGGAAAAGGAUACAGAGUAGAGUUUCAUGAACCGGAAACUUGGUGGAAGUUUGAUCCUGAAGAAUUAGAAAAGAGGAAUAAGCAUGGUGUGUCUCGAAAGAAGAUUGCCCAGAUGCUGGAUCGCUACGAAUUUCAAAUGUCCAUCUCCAUUGUGAUGAACUCAGUGGAGCCAACACAGAAAAGCAUACAAAGACCCCUUCCUCUCGAGGGGGAACAGAGAGGAAGAGUUUUGAAGAAAAGUGGAUACAGGUUUGACAAAACCAAACAGAAGAGAAACGGGACAAGAAAGAAAAGGCGCAACGGUUUUAGUGAGAACUCACUGGAAACCUUAGGUCACCUUGCGCCUGGAGGUCAGGGUCCAUCUCAGAGGCAAGGAGAAGGCACAGACGAGGUCAAGAGAGAGCCAUGGCGUCCCUUAACUGGUGGUCUACAGAAUGAAGCCGCAGACUGUGGAAAUGGCCGUGAAGAGCAAAGUUGGCAAGACAGAAAGAUCUUAAACAGUUUCCAAAACACUGUGUCUACAGUUGAGUUGGACCACACACCUAGGAACUGCUCCCCCAAGGAGGAGAAAGAGGAGAGGGGCUCAUUUCCAACUUUACCAUCGGUACCACCUGCCUCUCGUCAUACAAGCACCCAGCAUCUUUCCUGUGCAGUGAGGGAUGGCUGCUUAGGCGUGAGGGUGGGACAGCAUCUGAGGAAUAGACAUAACUCAGCCUUAGACUCCCAGGGCGCAUUUGCUAAAGCCCGGGGCUCCUUUAUGGAGAAGAUAGAGGUGAAGGAUAAAAGUCUCCCAGAUGAGUUCGCCGUGAAUCAUCAGCGUGGGACCAGAACGUCAGAGGAAGUUCUGAGAAAGGAACAAGGAGUCAAAAGCGAUUGCUGGGCUUUUUUUACGGCUAGUGUGUGUGAUGAAGACUCACAGCUCAGGUCUGAGAGUCAGCCAUAUUUGGGCAGUUGGCCAGAGGGACCUCAUAAGUUUGUGUGUGAACAGAGACCCAAGAAAGCUAGGUCUCGCAGGCUGACCUGCCCCGAUAGCGAGGAACAAUUCGUUAAGUUGAUUUCCACUUCUGAAGGAGCAACAGGCUCAGAAAGCGGCCCAGAAAUACCGACGGAGAAGCUACUGACAGACUUGUCUCCUAAAGCUGAAACUAUAGGUUUACCCAGAAACCCAGGAACAGAUAUCUCCAGCAGCCAUGUCCCCCAUCUGAACUCCCCGGAGCACCCCUUAGAACCAGUGAAGGGUACACAACCGGUGCAGAGGGAGAUUUGCAAUUUGCCACCAGACUCUAAGUUACUGGGACAGACUCAUAUCAACCCUGAAGAUGAGGAGAAGUGUGACCUCUUAACAGAGAGUCAUGGGCUGAACGCUUUUCCUCAGGGGAAGGGCAUUUCUGAUAUAAUCAAUAAAGAUGAGAGAAAGCAAGAAGUGGUGAUCUUUGACCGUCGUCUGCCAUGGUUUUACCUUGAUAACCUUCUCUAUGACUCUCCUCUAAGUAUGACUGGGAAGUCUUGUUCUUAUCGCCUGUCCUUUAACAGACUGGGGUGCGCUGUGUAUUUUUAUAAAAACCCUGUUCCUUCUCUCAUGUUACAUUACCUGUCUGCCUUUUGCAUGGUAUCUCUUAACAACAAAAGAACACUUUUGACUUUCAAAUCUCAGAAAAGAGUGGAUAGGACACUAACCGAUGGCGGGUUCAUUCCUUCAGAAGUUGUAAGUAGCCGGCCUGAUACUGUUAGCUCUCUAAGGAUUUCUUCUGAUCGUCAGUUUUCAAACGAGAGCUUUGGCAGAAAGCUGAAGAUGUGGGAAACCUGGGAGCUAGUGCAGUGUGGACUUGCUGAGGACAGCCAGGAUGUAAGCAGGAAUGUUCAGUCCUUCGGGCCACUAGCACAAGAGUUUGCCUUUCAGCCAGCCAAACUUUCGGGAUCUCCUGGAGUUGCAAUGGAACCCUUGUUACUGGAUGACCCACCACAGGAUUCCCUUUGAUACGGAAGUCACUCAAGAUAAUGCCUUUGCAAUGGAAGAUGUCAACAAAGAUGAGGUCAUCUACGUAGCCCUGUGUGACUUCAAAUUUGUGGCCAUAUUCCUGCCUUCAUCUCUCCUGUGCUGGGCUGAUGCUCUCGGACCGCCAUGUCCUGUGGUGUGGCUUACUUCUCCCCUGAGUCCUCGGGGAGUCUAUGCUGUCAUUCGUGCAUACAGAGAGCAGCACUUACAGUGCUCAGACUGACCUCUAUGGUCGUGAUGUUUCUUUUGAUAUUUGAGGAAUGCCUGCGCAGGAGAAUUAACCAUUAUUUUGUGUAUCUCAAUUAUUAUUUCUAGAAAAGGCAGAAAAGUCUUGGUUAAAAAUGAAAAAUCCCUUGACCUGUAAGUACCUCUCGCCGCAGAGACCUCGAUAUGGUCAGGAGGAAAUGAGUGUUGGCAUUGCCUGGUUGUAAUAGCGCAGAUGUAUUGCAGUUGAAGAGUUGUUACUAUAGCAACCCUGUCUGUGCGACUGCAUGUUCAAUUCUUUUCUUCAGUCUCUUUCUGUGACCUACAACAAAGCUUGGAUUGUUGCUCCCAAGAUUUAUUCCCCAUUCCAUUAGUUAGAAUGCAUUUCAGAGCAUUCUGACAACAGUACAAGAGAGGAUACACACACACACACACACACACACACACACACACUGGUGUGUGACCAGAGCAAGGAAUUAGGGCUGUAGUUUCCAUGUAAAUAUGUAUGUUAACAGAUGCUCUAAGAAAAGAGGCAGCAUGGAUAGACACGGGGUCAAAUACUUGACACAGAGAGUGACAUUAAACACAUGUGUUGCGAUGCCAGUGCAUUCGUGUCUGCACUUGGUAAGAGUAAAACACACAUGUGCUUGCAUGUUUUCUAAAUGUUUUCCUCUUGCCCCCGCUUCUGCUGGGAGACAGAGCACUGUGUGCUGGGGAGGAGUUUAGAGGUCUGGAGAGACUGCUAGAACGAGAUGAGUGUGCUAAGAGACUGUGAGAGCUCUGGAGGAAGGGAUGAAAGCUCUCAUUUUGUUCCCAGUGCAUGAGUGGUGUCAUCUUAGACCUUGCUCUCUGUGCCGAGGGAAAGCAGUGAGCCCUUUCCUGUGUUGUAUACAGCAGUCUCUGUUAAGACGUGUGUCCCUUCUCCCCUGUGAGGGGCCCUGCAGACACUGAGCUACCAUACAAGGAAGAUGCAGCCAGCUUGACUUGACUUAGCUGUGGCCAAUCCGAGAGUCCCUUCUCUGUGGUGCUGGUGCGGAUUUGUGUCAAGGACAGGCUCUGCAAGUGCUUUUGGUUUUGAAGUCGCUCCUCUGCUCCUCCGUUCUGUUCUAACUGUUCUCCAUGGCACUGGCCUCACCAACAGCCUCGCUCUAAAUCUUCAUCUGAGCGUCUCUCGAGGUCUGUAGCCAUAUGUGUAUUCACUACAGUCAUCUGGAGAAAGAGCCUUCCGGUUUGGGUUGUCACUGCAUGCUGACAAGUAGGUUUUAAAGGGCAAACAGAAAUACAGGAAGAGGCAAUUAUAAGGAGAACCUGCUGGGCUGUAGAAGUCCCAUGGUGGUUUCUGCCUAUCUCACAGUACUCAGCAUCGGUUGCCAUGUGCUGACAGCCACAGGCCUCUAUAGAUGCUGAGGUAGGCCAAGGAUGUGUUCCUACACGCCUGUUCUGGAGGUGCUGCCUGCUGUGUGACCUGAAAGAAUUAAUCUCCUCACAGCCUCGAUUUUCUUAACUGUAAAACAUAAGUAGAUAAUAUCACUUUAGUAACAGGUACUUGGACUAGUGCCUGAGAAUUCACGGCUUUAGUGGGGGUUUAUCUCAUCCUUUUACACCUUGGGGACCAAGGCCUGCUGCAGCACAAAACUGUGGCUGUCCUGGAAGAGGGAAAGAUUGAGCCAGGAAACCUGCUUACAGAUUUGCAUACAUUCCUGUGGUGGUCCUUUUAAACAUCUGUACUACUAAGAGCUGUACCCCUCCGGGGCUGAGAAGAGAGCAGAGGUGAGAUGCGCACAGAACCGGACAGAAUGGACUGAAGGGACAGCACAGGCCGGAGAUGCUGGGGCAUAGCAUGACCAGGGCAGCAAAGGGGACCCAUUGUGUCUGGGCAUGUCUGGGUGUGUGCUUGCCUGCAGUGAAGAUCUCUGUUUCCUUUCCUACUGCUGAGAAGUCCCUGGGAAAAGCCAGGGAGCCCAGUGCUGACCCUCAGAGGCCCUCCCACCACACUCCCGCUGGACACCCACCCUCACUGGCCUGGAUAAUCCCUCCAGUUGUUGCUCCUGAUAAGUUGUGUCAAUAAAAAGGAAAGGAAAGAAAACUCGGCAAGCAGCAAAAGUGUGAACACAGCCACUGCCUGAUGCCAAGAGCUGUUGCAGCUUCGACCUGCAGAGGAAAGAGAGGCAUGGACAGCCCCGUAAUAGCUCUGAGAUUGUGUUAGUAACCCUUAUGCAAGCAUUGAUCUGUGGCUACAGCUCUAGGAUUUGAAGUCCCCAAAGGCUCUAAAAUCCAAGUAUUGUUCUGUUUAUUCAGUUUUUUUAAUGGUGGUGAAAUAUAC